AUGGACAAAGUAGCAGGCUGGCAGACAGACAAAGAAGCAGGCAGGCAGACAUACAAAGUAGCAGGCAGACCGACAGAAAAAGUAACUGGCUGGCAGACAGACAAAGUAGCAGGCUGGCAGACAGACAAAAUAGCAGGCUGGCAGAUUGACAAAGUAGCGGGCUGGCAGACAGAAAAAGUAGCAGGUGGGCAGACAGACAAAGAAUCAGGCUGGCAGACAGACAAAGUAGCAGGCUGGCAGGCAGACAAAACAGACAAAGAAGCAGGCAGGCAGACAGACAAAGUAGCAGGCAGACCGACAGAAAAAGUAGCUGGCUGGCAGACAGACAAAGUAGCAGGCUGGCAGACAGACAAAAUAGCAGGCUGGCAGAUUGACAAAGUAGCGGGCUGGCAGAUUGACAAAGUAGCGGGCUGGCAGACAGAAAAAGUAGCAGGCUGGCAGACAGACAAAGUAGCAGGCUGGCAGGCAGACAAAGUAGCAGGCGGGUAG
Messenger RNA from Mya arenaria, 489 nucleotides. RefSeq lists its product as uncharacterized. The record is from RefSeq and is a predicted model, not a curated record. The coding region runs from base 1 to 489 and encodes 162 amino acids. Lineage: Eukaryota; Metazoa; Mollusca; Bivalvia; Myida; Myidae. The transcript is spliced from 2 exons.